This is a messenger RNA of Numida meleagris (helmeted guineafowl), 2097 nucleotides long. RefSeq names its product histidine rich glycoprotein (gene HRG). The coding region runs from base 1 to 1713 and encodes 570 amino acids. Gene Ontology annotation, cellular component: extracellular region; blood microparticle; endolysosome. Gene Ontology annotation, biological process: regulation of platelet activation; negative regulation of endopeptidase activity; heme transport. The transcript is spliced from 8 exons. The record is from RefSeq and is a predicted model, not a curated record. Lineage: Eukaryota; Metazoa; Chordata; Aves; Galliformes; Numididae. Gene Ontology annotation, molecular function: heparin binding; serine-type endopeptidase inhibitor activity; zinc ion binding.
AUGCUGCGUCUAACUUCGGCUUUUUUUCUAGCACUACUGCACUAUUGCAAUGCCCAAGCCCAAACCAGCCAAGUCAUUGCGCCUACAGACUGCGAGACCAUUGAGACAGAUGCGGGAAUGGCGCUGGAUUUGGUCAACAGGCAUCGCCAAGAUGGCUAUGUCUUCGGCUUAUUCCGCGUUGCUGACGCAUACAAACUACACAUGGAAAAUUCAUCAGUCCUUUACUUAACUUUGGAUGUGCUGGAAACAGAAUGCUCCGUGUUAUCUGGAAGGCACUGGGAGACUUGUGAAUAUGGCGAUCUCUAUUCCAUGGACUUUGGGCAGUGUAAGAUUAUCACACACACAAGCCAGCUGUGGAAGAAACCUAAAUUAUAUGGAUUUAAUUGUACAUUAAGUCCAGUUCCUCCCGAUUUACUAGAGUGCAAAGACUGUCCUGUAAAAAUUGAAAUCUUAGAAGUCACUGAGCAACAUAAAGAUAUUGCUGCAAAGCUCCUGGAAAAAUUCAACCAUGAGGGUAACCACACAAACUACUUCAAAGUCGAUAAAGUUGAGAAGAUUUUGAAGGCGACUGCCUCCCGUGAAGCUCACAUUUUAGGAUUCUCUAUAAAAGAGACCAACUGUUCCCGAGAAGAACAGCAACAAGCAGAUGAGCCACUGGAAUGUGAAUUUCUGGAUGAGUGGCAUGCUCACACGGGAUUCUGCAAGGCAAGAACUGUUAGUGACCCAGAGGAACCCAAUGGAAUAGAAAUAAACUGUGAACUCUAUCAUCCCUGGCAACGUUACUACGGACAAAGAUGUAGACCUCCAGCUCCAGGUUGGCCACACAAACAUUGCCAUCAUCAUGGACAUCAUCACAGGCAUAGAGGUCCACCAACCUUUCAGUUCAAACCUGAAGACUCUGAGCAUAACCAUGGUUUCAACAAAGAUCUUCAAGGCAGCCAUGAAGAACCUCCUCCUCCCUGCCAUGGUAGACAAUAUCACCACCCUCACCCUCCACACCACGGUCAAUCAACUCCUCCCCAGGAGAAACCAGAGCACCCCUCUUCCACUCCUCCUCUCUAUGAUGAACAACAUAGUCCUCCUCUUAUCCAAGAAAAAUCAGAUUUACCCCUUUCUUCUCCUCCUCCUUAUGAUGAACAACAUAGUCCUCCUCCUCCCCAUCAUGGGCCACACUGCCCUCCUCCUCAUGGACAUCAUCACCCACAUCAUCCUCACCAUCAUGGGCCACACUGCCCUCCUCCUCCCCCUCAUGGUCCUCACCAUCAUGGGCCACACUGCCCUCCUCCUCAUGGACAUCAUCAUCCACCUCCUCCUCCCCAUCAUGGGCCGCACUGUCCUCCUCCUCCUCCUCCUCCUCCAGGACACAAUCCUUACCCCUAUCGUCACUAUCACAGGCAUCAUUGCAACAAGACACGCACAUCUGGAAAGUCCUUUCCAUUCCAAGUAACAGGAGCUGUCUAUCGCAUUCCAGUUCUAAAUAUGCAGAAUUCUCUCACACCUCCCAGUGCAAAAUUUCCUGAGUUAUCACUUCUUGGCCCUCAUAGCACUGAUGAAGGUACUCCCUUCACUGACUCAAGUCUAAGGGAGAUGCCAGAAGCUCCAGAUUUUCCAGAUCACCCUUCACAAUCAAAGUUGUGCCCAGGAAAACCCAAACUUGACCUUCCAAAAAUUUUGCCUUUACUUCCACAUAAGUCAGAAAUGGCAAACUCCUGAACAACCUCAGAGAAAGAUGUUCCUGACUCAAGGGUUGCAGGGCCUAUGACAGAUGUACAGUGAAUGAUAAUAGCAUAUGGUGAAGGGGGGAAAGCAUACAAUUUUCAUAGAGGAGAAGCACUGACAUUACUGAUUAAGGCAAGUAUUCCAACCUGUUUCUUGAUCCCAGCUAUCUCAGACUCCACUGUAACUGAAAGAAAGAUUCAAAAGUCUGAGUCUCUCAAAUAAUGUGAUUGGGUACAAAUCUCAAGCAUAAAUAAUGAUCCUUUAGUUCAAAUGAAAAGGAAAAUUCCCUAACAGUGAAAAUCUUCAUUUUCUCAUAGUUCUUAAUUGCAGUGUACUUCUCCGAGGAAGUAUGAUCACCUUCCAUAAAAAAAAAAGAUC